AUCCUACACACGCACAUUAGGGACAAUUUACAAUUUUACUGAAGCCAAUUAACCUACAAACCUGUACAUCUUUGGAGUGUGGGGGAAACCAGAGUUCCUGGAGAAAAAACACACGAUCACGAGGAGAACGUACAAACUCCACACAGACAAGCACCUGUAGCCAUGAUCGAACCCGGCUCUCUGACGCCGUAAGGCAGCAACUCUACCGCUGAGCCAACGUACCACCCUGUUCUUUGUUGUACUGCUCUAUGUUCUAAUGCUGACAUGCACUGCCCUGAGCACUUGUGCAAAAAGUACGCUGCACUGCUCACAGUUCAGAAGUGAAUAGGAAGAGCUGGAGGAAGGAAAAUAAUUGGUUAGGGGCAGGGAACUAAUAUUCUUUUCUCAUUCCUAGUGACCAUCAGAAAAUCCCCCUGCAAUAAAUGACAUUUUCUUUUUUUUCACCGAGCACCAUUUUUCAUUCAGGGUAUUACCCUGGGACUCUUUCGUGAAAAUAAGUAUUACUUUCUUGGUAGAUUUGUGUCAACAAGUUUAUUAUUAGAGAAUCAGGGAUUUGUUUUGCAAUGGGCACAUUUAUUUCUGCUGAAUGUCUCGAGUCUGAGCUCACCGGUGAACAGUCCUCCGACCACUGGGUGGUGCAGUGGUUCAGCAGGUGGCGCUGUUGUGGGCAGGAUUCGAUCGGGAUAUCUGCCGCUGUCUGUGUGGAGUUUGCAUGCUCUAUCUGUGACCGAACAUAGAAGAGAGCAGAAGAGAGAGAGUUUAACAUUCUCCCCGUGACCUGCGUGGGUUUUCUCCGAGAUCUUCACUUUCCUCCCACACUCCAAAGGCGUACAGGUUUGUCAGUUCAUUGGCUUGGUAUAAAAAAAAGUAAAUUGUCCCUAGUGUGUGUAGAUAGUUAAUUUUUAGUUUAGUUUAGAGAUACAGCACGGAAACAGGCCCUUUGGCCCACCGAGUCCGUGGCGACCAGCGAUCCCUGCACACUAACACUAUCCUACACACACUAGGGACAAUUUACAUUAAUACCAAGCCAAUUAAUGUGCGUGGAUCGCUGGUCAGCACGAACUCGAUGGGCCGAAGGGCCAGAUUCUGUGCUGUACUAAACUGAAGUAAAGUAAGUGUUAGUGGAUCCAGGAGAGUGAGUGAGUGUGAUGGGGCCGGGCAGCGGCUGGGGAGAGGGAAGGCCGUGUAUGGCUCCUCUGGUUCAAGCUGUGCUGAAAGUGCUGGGAAAGUUUCCAGGAGAUUAAAUCAUCUUUCGGUUCUGUUGAAAAGCCGUCAACCUGAAUCAUUAACCGCUUCACACCCGGCCUCACCUGAUGUGUCUCUGCAGCAUUUCCUGUAUUCAAUUUGAGUAGCUGCCUCACAGCGCCAGAGACCCGAGUUCCUGACUAUGGGUGCUGUCUGUAUGGUGUUUAGUUUAGUUUAGAGAUACAGCGUGGAAAUGAUCCCUCGUGUGUGUGUGUGUGUGUGUGUAGCUUAGUGUUAGUGUGCGGGGAUCACUGGUCACAUGGACUCGGUGAGCUGAAGGAAAUGUUUAUACGCUGUAUCACUAAACUAAACUAAAAAAUAAACUUUGGUUUAGUUUAUUAUUGUCACGUUUACCAAGAUACAAUGUAAACUGUUUUUGUUUUUCCAUCAGCAGGAAGUCUAUAUGUGAUUACAACCAAGCCGUCAGAUGCAGGUACAGGAUAAAGGGAAUAAUGUUUAGUGCAAGAUAAAGUCCAUUAAAGUCUGACUAAAGAUAAGGAAGUUGAGAUGUGUUGGACAGAACUACAGAUGCUGGUUUAAACUGAAGACAGACACAAAUAGCUGGAGUAACUCAGCAGAUCAGGCAGCAUCUGUGGAGAGAAGGAAUGGGUGAUGUUUCGGGUGGAGACCCUUCUUCAGACUGAGAGUCAGGGAAGAGGGAAACUGGAGGUAUGAAAAUGUACAGAAGAAAUCAGAGCUGGGACCGUCAGCCAAAGAGCCCACAAUGGUCCAUUGUUGGCUGUGGAGGGGGUGAUAACAAAGGGAUACAAACAGUGAAACUAGCAGGAUAACUAGGGUGGGGGAGGGAUGGAGAGAGAGAGAGGGGAUGCAAGGGUUACUUGAAAUUAGAGAAAUCAAUAUUCAUACCGCUGGUUGUAAGCUGCCCAAGCGAAAUAUGAGAUGCUAUUCCUCCAAUUUGCGUGUGGCUAUUGUCAGUAACUUGUAAACGGAUUCACCGUUGAAAUAUCAAUGCAUUCACUGUGUUGCAGGGUGACAAGACGGGUGGCUGGGCUGCUCCAAUGUGCUUUGCUGCUUUUGUGUUGCAGAACAGUGUCGCCGUCUAGCCUCACAGUGACGGGGAUUGUGGGUGAAAGUGCCCUCCUGCCCUGUCUGGACACCAACGUGGGGAAACAAGCCAACAAUGAUAUUCGUGUUUACUGGCAGGUGGCCACUCAGUUAAUCCAUUCCUUCCAUAAGGGCAGAGAGGACAACACAUUGGGCCUGGGCACCAGGGCAAGGCUGUUCACCGCAGAGUUCAAACAUGGCAACUUCUCCCUUCUUCUCACCGACCUCCGAGUGAGCGACGCAGCCACGUACACAUGCCUCAUUCAGUUGAAACUCCCCACUGAGGGCAACAGCGUGGUUCUACGAGUUACAGUCACACUACAAAUAGCAGCCCACUUUGCCAAGCCGACCCUGAGUACGCAUCUGUCGGAGGAACAGCAAGGUGCAGGAGGGGUGCUGAGGCUGACCUGCUCCUCCUGGGGAGGGUAUCCAGCCCCAGCGGUGGGCUGGACCUGCGGGUCCCUGAACCUAGAUCCGAACAGCACGGCCACAACCCACACCGACUGCUCCCCGCAGAGACUGUGCAACGUAACCUCGUUCCUGUGGGUGUCUGCUGGAGUACACUGCAUCACCUGUAGCAUUCACAACACCAGGCUGAAGGAGAAACAAACUGAAACCUUUACCGCAAUGUCGCCGUCUAGCCUCACAGUGACGGGGAUUGUGGGUGAAAGUGCCCUCCUGCCCUGUCUGGACACCAACGUGGGGAAACAAGCCAACAAUGAUAUUCGUGUUUACUGGCAGGUGGCCACCCGGUUAAUCCAUUCCUUCCAUAAGGGCAGAGAGGACAACACAUUGGGCCUGGGCACCAGGGCAAGGCUGUUCACCGCAGAGUUCAAACAUGGCAACUUCUCCCUUCUUCUCACCGACUUCCGAGUGAGCGACGCAGCCACGUACACAUGCCUCAUUCAGUUGAAACUCCCCACUGAGGGCAACAGCGUGGUUCUACGAGUUACAGUCACACUACAAAUAGCAGAGAAUACGAAGGGAAUGGUUGUGUCGAAGAGAGCCAAACGUUUCUGGUGGGUUGAGCUGAUUGCCAUCGCUGCUAUGAUAGUGCUGCUGCUGCUCUGCCUCUCUCUACGAAAUGUCUUACUAAAUGGUGAGUGUUUUAAACUCUAUAAUUUAGCGAAAUUAGACAUAAGAGCAGGCUAGAAGGUUUGACUUGGUAGACACAAAAUUCUGGAGUAAUGCUGGACUCCAUCAUCUUCAGUGUAAACCACAUCUGCACAUCCUUGAGAUAGACACAAAAUGCUGGAGUGGACUUCCGGGUUGAACAUGGAAUGAACAAUUUUUGAGAUAAGCCACUAUUAAACACUAUGAAGGACUCGAGGCAGUAUUAAGCACCUGAUACAAUAAGUAAAAUGAGCCGUCGAGCUAAAACUGGAGGAAAAGACGGCAAAAUCUCAAGCAAGAGUGCUGCAGCUUUGGCACCGCUGCCUGAAUCUGGCCUUGAACUACCAGAGGAUCUCGAGAGGCUUCGUUCAGCACUCCUUGCCGAUAUGACACAAGCGGUUAACUCUGUCCUAAAAAGAGAACUUGAAGUGGCUUUGUCGCCGGUGAACACCAGUCUGGAGCAAGUUAAAUCCUAUUACGAAAUGCAUGAUGAACACAUUCGCGAGGUUGAAGACGGCCUGAAUGACCACAGUGAGACUGGUGAGCGCUGAAACUGCCAUAGGUACAACGGAGUGAAAAUGCGCUUCUGAAAGUGAAGCUAGAUGACCUCAAGAACCGCUCGCGGAGAUCCAACCUAAAGGUGGUCGGGAUUCCCAAAAGGUUGGAAGGUUCGGACCCUGUUAAAUUUAUGACUGAGUUUUUUGGAGAAGUGCUGGGGGCUGAUUUCUUCCCAAGACCUUUUAUGCAUUCGCAUGCCCACCGAAUUGGACCAACACUAACGAACGUCCCGAAUAUCAAGCCAUCUAAGCCAAGAAUGUUCCUGGUUCUCUUUCAUUACUUCCAGGAUCAAUAUCGUAUCAUCACCAAACGGAGGCAGGAACUGUCCUUCCCAGGGCACUGGGUGUUUUUUCAUGAGGAUUUCAGCGCGGAGCUGGGGAGAAAACGUGCAACUUUUAGUGAAAUAAAAUCCCUGCUCUACGAGAAAGGGGUUUGGUUUUGCCUCCUGUAUCCUGCCCGGCUCCAGGUCACUCAUGAAAGUAAAAAGCACUACUUCGAUACACAAGAGGCUGCCAAAAUGUUUAAUUACUCGCGCUGGGGAGGUGACGGCCGUGAAGAACAAUGACCUUUUAGGAUAUCCACGCGGCAUUGGCACGGCCUCCUGCGGCAGUAAACUGGUCAUCUUUGUAAGAUUUGUUCAUUCUUCAGUUUAAUUUUGUGGAACUCGACUGAGCUGAACUGCCAUGCUACAGAAUUUGAGUAGUGAGUUGAGGACUUUUAAAUUGCUCUCUGGGAUACAAUUUUUUACUUCCUUCUUUCUCGUAAUGCUUUGCUUGUCCGGGGUUAUAUUUAGGCUAUAUAUCUUAAAAGUAGAACAAACGACUGUACAACUUUCAAAGAAGGGAGCCACCCUCAAUUGGAUCUAAAAUUUUAGUUAGGGAACACUUUGGAAGUUUUUUGUUUUGUAAUGCCUGCGAUUGUCCUCAGUUGGGGAAGAAGAUCUAGGUUUUUGGGGGUUAAAUGUUUUUUUUGAUAUUGUAAGGGGGAUGAGGGAAAGGUUUUGGGGUAAUGGCAGCUUAUUCUUUGAUAGUUACAAAUGCGCUCGACUUUCUUUUUUCUUUUUUUUCCCCAUUGUGGGCUCUCACAUGCAACCUUUGCGUUGUUUUGGAUGGCAGACCCUGUAUGUAUUUUUGAAACGUAUAUUUUGAAAUAUGGCUAAUGGUGAUAUUGAUGGAGGCUGUGAGGUUUAUAUCUUGGAAUGUAAAGGGGCUUAAUGGUCCUGUUAAAAGAGCUAAAGUUUUUUCUCAUCUGAAACAACUAAAAACAGAUAUACUACUUCUACAAGAAACUCGCUUAAGACUGGAAGAUCAUAAUAGACUGUGUAAAACGUGGGUUAGUCAGAUCUUUCACUCCAGAUUUAAUAGCAGGUCCAGGGGUGUGGCAAUAUUAAUCAUCAAAAGAAUACAGUUUACACCGUCCGACAUAGUCAGUGACCCUAAUGGCCGGUUUAUUAUAGUUUCCGGGUGUCUUUUUCAAAAACCUGUCGUCUUAGUGAAUGUUUAUGCCACUAAUUGGGAUGAUGUUCACUUUGCAAAUAAGGUUUUGUCAUUAAUACCCGAUCUGAACACGCACCAACUAAUUUUUUCCGGAGACCUGAUCUGUGCUAUUAAUCCACUGCUUGAUAGGUCUAGUUCUAAGGGGACACCUUCUGGUUUGGCAAAGGCCUUUUCACUGUUUAUGCAACAAAAUGGUUAUGUGGACCCCUGGAGAUUCCUGAACCCAACUGCUAGACAAUUCUCUUUUUUCUCAUGUUCACCGUUCUUUUUCCAGAAUAGACUAUUUAUUCACGACAGCCCCUUCAUUCCUAUGGAUCAUUCCUAUGCGAUCAUCUCUGACCCCUCUCACCCUGGCCACAAACUCUUUGAAUCACUUCCUUCUGGAAGGCGACUCCGGACUUUCAAAGCUGCCACAGCCAGACAUAAAAAUAGCUUUUUUCCAUGAGUAGUAGCUCUACUGAAUAACCAAAAAUAUGUAGCCUCCUUUUGUUCUGGUAUUUUAUUUAAUUCACAUGUUUAAUCGAUAAUGUUUUCUUCUUAAUGCUUAAUGUUUUAUGUGUCAUUCUUAAUUGUCACUGUGUGUCAUGUUGUCACUUGUGAGCGGAGCACCAAGGAAAAUUCCUUGUAUGUGAACAUACUUGGCCAAUAAACUUAUUCAAUCUAGUCAAGAGUGUUUUAUUGUCAUAUGUCCCAGAUAGAACAAUGAAAUUCUUACUUGCUGCAGCACAACAGAAUAUGUAAUCAUAAUAAAUAAUAACAAAAACUCCGGAAAAAAAGAACAAACAAUAACAGUGUAAUAAUAAUAAUAAUCAUCAUUGCAUAUGAGGUUGUUGUGUUUAAUUGCCUGAUGGCUGUAGGGAAGCAGCUGUUCCUGAACCUGGAUGUUACAGUUCUCAGGCUCCUGUACCUUCUUCCCGAUGGCAGUGGUGAGAUGAGUGUGUGGCCAGGAUGGUGUGAGUCUUUGAUGAUGUUGGUUUGUCUUUUUGAGAAAGCGACUACGAUAGAUCCCUUCGAUGGUGGGGAGGUCAGAGCCGGUGAUGGCCUGGGCAGUGUUUACAACUUCUUGCCGUCUUUUCUGCUCCUGGACGUUCAAGUUGCCGAACCAGGCCACGAUGCAAUCCUCUUUGACAUACUGAAUCUCCGUAAUCUUAUCAGGAAGUAGAGGCAUUGUUGUGCUUUCUUUAUGAUUGCAUCAUUGUGCUGGGUCCAAGAAAGAUUGUCGGAAAUAUACACGCCCAGGAAUUUGACAAUAUUCAAUUAUUAUAAUUCCUACACAAAAUAUUCCAUCAGCCCAGUUAACAGAAGGGCGGGUUAGACCGAGUGUUCCCACUGCACAUCAAAGCCAAGAUGCAGAGUGAGUGUCAAGUCCAUGGUGAAUUGCCUGAUAGAGGUUAAUCCAAUUAAUCAUAGUCACAGUGUGGAAACAGGCCCUUUGGCCCAACUUGCCCACACCGGCCAACAUGUCCCAGCUACACCAGUCCCACCUGCUUGCAUUUGGCCCAUGUCCCUCUAAACCUGUCCUAUCUAUGGACCUGUCUAACUGUUUCUUAACGUUGGGAUAGUCCCUGCCUCAACUACCCCCUCUGGCAGCUAGUUCCAUACACCCACCAUCCUUUGUGUAAAAAAGUUACCCCUCAGAUUCCUAUUAAAUCUUUUCCCCUUCACGUUAAACCUAUUGUUCUCUUGUUCUCGAUUCCCCUACUCUGUGCAUCUACCCGAUCUAUUCCUCUCAUGAUUGUAUACAUAUCAGGGCUGCCAACUCUCACGCUUUGAGCGUGAGACUCACGCCCUCAAGCAAACUCUCACGCCCUCACGCUCAUCAGAAAUUUCUCACGCUCAGUGGUGAGAAAUUUUGUGAUCAACGAAAAUGUCAAAACUCGGAUAAACUGCACGGUCCGCGGGUGUUGGAGAGAAGAGGCUGCGGGAGGGAUGGGAGCAGAACCAGCGGCCGGAACAGAUGCGGGGAGCCGGGACGGACGAGUGUUUGCCGGGGCCGGCGUGUCGCUCGCUGCAGCUCUGGCCAUGGAGCAUUCCGGACAGUGCA
Messenger RNA from Leucoraja erinaceus (little skate), 7521 nucleotides. Its product is annotated as CD276 antigen-like. Gene Ontology annotation, cellular component: external side of plasma membrane. Gene Ontology annotation, biological process: cell surface receptor signaling pathway; cellular response to lipopolysaccharide; positive regulation of T cell proliferation. The transcript is spliced from 5 exons. The coding region runs from base 2215 to 3462 and encodes 415 amino acids. The record is from RefSeq and is a predicted model, not a curated record. Lineage: Eukaryota; Metazoa; Chordata; Chondrichthyes; Rajiformes; Rajidae.